This is a messenger RNA of Striga asiatica, 426 nucleotides long. Lineage: Eukaryota; Viridiplantae; Streptophyta; Magnoliopsida; Lamiales; Orobanchaceae. The record is from the annotation of a GenBank genome assembly.
AUGAGCUCAGGCCCAACUCCCUCUCUGCCCAACUCGAUUCCACCUGUUCGUUCGCUGGAGGCUUCGCUAGAGAGGACAGAUCCGAACAGCGAAAGCACCGGCAGCGUGUCGGACAAGGACAUAAAUAAAAGGAUUUGCGUGCACUACCGUGAGCUGACCACAAUUUUCAACGGGACAACAAGAGCAUCUAUAAAAACACCCAAUAGAAAUGGCAGACGUCGAAGAACAAACUCGGCAGUAACGCCCAAUUACUUGUUUCUUGAUGAGUUAAGUGAUGAGCCAAUGAACACCCCAGACAAUGAUCGGUGCACUCCUCGCCGUAAAGGGACCACUUCGACCUUCGACACGACCAUGAAUUCUAUUACUGAAGCAAGCCACAUAAUCCAGCAAAAUGCGCGUCCAGAAGCAGAUCAAAAGAGCCUCUAA